CUGAUCCUGAUCUUCGUUGUUUCAGUUUGGCGAUGGAAGACAUUCAAAAAUGUCCUCGGAUGCAGGUCAUCCAGUUUAGAAAUGUUACUAUAUCCGAAAUAGUUAAUGUUGAUGAUGAUGCGAAGAAGGUACCGAAUGUAACAGCGCCGCUGGAUAUACAAUUAAAAAAUCAGAAUAAAGAAAAACUCUCAACAUUCCUCAACAAAAAAGAGAAACGAAAAAAAUACCCAAGUAAUAAAAGCGAUCAUAAGGCUAGCAAUGCUGCGAAAAUUCAUGUGACUCCCUUACAACCAUACGAGUACCCUGGCGGAAGAGAUUCUUCAAAUGCAUGCAGUAGACAGCAAAAUAGUUCUCGUGUCCCAUACACCACUAAGUCCACAGAUGGCCAAAUUGGCAUAACACGACAAACUGAUCGAGAGGCUUUACAUCAAUUGCUUAUUGAAUGGACAAAACGCUCUCUAUGGAACAGCAGAGGAAACAGGUUUUCAAAGAAAAUAUUCCAACAGGCUGAACAUUAUAGGGAAAUUUUUAAUGUACCCAAAUAUCAAAUUUAUUCGUAUUUUUGGAGCGAACUCAUAGAGUACGAACAAAAUGUCCGCAAUGAACUCUUCCAAGAGAAAUAUUAUAAUUACACUCCACAAUAUAUGGUGGAUGACAAAACUAUUUUGAAAAUGUGUAAGAAUCGUUUAAAACCAUCGAUCUAUGAUAAAUUUUUGGCAAUACUGGAAAAUCUUACGUCGUGUCAGUUGACGAGUAAUGAUGAUUUGGCUGCCUCAAAAAGCAGUUGUUGCGGAGAGCAAACAACAUCGCGAGCUAUCAAAAAAACCAUAAAUCUUGCCAAUAGACCUGUAACCAUACAAUCUUACCCAUGUAAGGACAAUGAGAUAGUGAUUCGUGUAUACGAUUGCAACAAUACGAAUACCAAUAUCGAAGAUGCUUUAUAUCAAUUUGAUUUAAAUUAUAACCCCAAUACUGAUAUCAUUAUUAUUGAUGAGCCGUUGGAGUUUGUAGAAGUACCACGGGAAACAUUAAAGAAAAACUCGGAUUUUGUACAAGACCUAAAAGCAAGCAAAAGGAGAAAACUUGAAGGUGAAAUUCCCAAAUAUAAAAUAAAAUGUGUCUCAAGGGAUCCUGCCAACCUUCAAAAUUCACAUAAGAAACCAGUCACACCAAAUAAAGAUAGCAGUAAUGUGGACAAAAAUUACUUAAAAAGGCCGAAGCCUCAAGAAUCAGUGAAGCAAAAUUUAUGUGUGGCAGAAGUUACAUCACUCACCAACAACAAAAAUGCGUACCAAAAUCUCCUUGAGAUGGCUAUGGUUAAAGAUAAACCUUUAAAUAAACCAAAGAGUAAUAAAAAAAUAACUCUCAAAACGACAAGCAAAGCAAAUGUAAGGUCUCCAAUGCCCGGCAAAUCAGUUUCUGGGAAAUUAAGUGGCAAAAAAGCCCAUCAAACGAAUAUAAACAAAUUAGGACAUAACCAACAAACAAGCACUGCAGUUUCUAACGCAGAUGACGAUGUGGUGAUAUGCCUGUACUUCUGCGAAAUUUGUUUUAAGGCUUUCGAAACUUUUAAUGAAAUGCAAGAACACUUUAACAAAAGCUUAUGUGCUUCCAAAUUGCGAAUAUUUCAGUGUAACAAUUGCUCCAACAAUAUAUUUGGAUUUUAUAAUUUCAUGAAACAUUUAAUGGAGUGUGAAAAUAUUGAUCCAUAUAAGAGUCAGUUGUGAUCGAGUAACAGGUGAAGAAAUAUUCUAAAGCUUCCAAAGUGCAUUAGAAAAAAGGGGAAUAUGAAAGAAGCCUAUGGCCAUAGGUAUUAAACCUUUGUAAGAAAUGUAUUGUAGUUUGUAACAUAGCAAGUAAUGGUUCCCAGAACUCGAAAAAACAAAUACAAUUUAAAAUUUUAAUGAA
This is a messenger RNA of Stomoxys calcitrans (stable fly), 1908 nucleotides long. RefSeq lists its product as uncharacterized. NCBI's taxonomy places the organism in Eukaryota, Metazoa, Arthropoda, Insecta, Diptera, Muscidae. Bases 33 to 1727 code for a protein of 564 amino acids. The record is from RefSeq and is a predicted model, not a curated record. The transcript is spliced from 3 exons.